This is a messenger RNA of Cucurbita pepo subsp. pepo (vegetable marrow), 2708 nucleotides long. RefSeq names its product pollen receptor-like kinase 4. Gene Ontology annotation, biological process: protein phosphorylation. NCBI's taxonomy places the organism in Eukaryota, Viridiplantae, Streptophyta, Magnoliopsida, Cucurbitales, Cucurbitaceae. The record is from RefSeq and is a predicted model, not a curated record. Gene Ontology annotation, molecular function: protein kinase activity; protein binding; ATP binding.
AAUAAAAUUAACUAAACCAAGUAUGGUUAGUUAACUACAAACAUGUUUGUUUUGGAGAAAAAUUGACCACCAAUUAAUACAUAGAUAAAUACUAAUAUUGAUAGGAAAAAAAAAAAAAGGGAAAGAAAAUAGAAUAAUAGUAAGAGGCAACAGAAAUUGGGUAGAUCCUAAAAAAUUUAAAGGCUGGCCUUGGAUAUCUCCCCAUGGGAAGAGGUUGUGGAAGGGAGGAGGGGGUAGAAUUUAAGCCAACCCUUUCAAUUCCCUCCAACCUUCUUUUGUUUGAAAGCCAAUCUUUUCCAUAUCCUUCCUCCAAGCUCGCAUGCAAAGUCAGUUAAUUAAACUUCCGCAAAUUAAAAGAGAGAGACUCUCCACAUUUAAGGGACUUCCUAGCUUCCCAUGCCUUCUCCACCAAGGUGUAGUUGAGUGUAUAUGCUAAUUGUGCCCCACAUUGGUGGUUUAGAGUCUUGAAGGCCAAUGCCAACGGGCGUGCGCGUGGCGGGGCUUAUGCGCGCACCGGCCCCAACUAUCAGCGCCGCUUCUUCCCUCUUCCUCUUUCUCUACCUCUUCCUCUACCUCUCGUCCUCGUCGUUAGUGCUCGUCUUGUCUGCCCCAUCCGACACCGAAACUCUGCUUGAAUUCAAGCGCUCUUUGACCUCGGCCAGGGCUCUUAGAGAUUGGAACCCCAAGGUCCCUCCUUGCAACAACAACAAGCCCAAUUGGGCGGGCGUGCUGUGUUUGAAUGGCCAUGUUAGAGGGCUGCGGCUUGAGAAUAUGGGGCUUAAGGGGGAGGUUAAUGUGGAUCCCUUGGUUUAUCUGUCUCGUAUGCGCACCCUGAGCUUCAUGAACAAUACCUUGGUUGGGCCUUGGCCUUCUGUUAUUGGCAAACUACGCAAUCUACGCUCCGUUUAUCUUUCCUAUAACCAUUUUUCUGGUGCAAUCCCGGACGAUGCCUUCACGGGUAUGAAAUUUUUGAAGAAAGUGUUUUUGACCAAUAAUGAAUUCAACGGCCAAAUUCCCUCAUCUCUCGCUUCCCUGUCUAGGCUUAUGGAAUUGAGACUUGAUGGAAACAAAUUCAGAGGCCAAGUCCCCCGUCUUGAAAUGCCUUCUUUGAAGAAACUUAAUGUUUCCAACAAUGAAUUGGAAGGCCCAAUUCCUCGUAGCUUAAGCCACAUGGAUCCUUCCUCCUUUGCAGGUAACCGUGAUCUGUGUGGGGAUCCAUUUCCAGAAUGCGAGAGAGCCCUAAUUUCAUCAGCAGGGCUACUCAAAAUCGCAGUGAUAGUCAUAAUUUUGGGGGUAACAUUAGCAGUAAUAGCUGCAAUUUUCAUCAUAAUGAAUUUAAGGAGGCAGCCCGCCUUGCAAUUAGGGAAGGGGAAUCCCGGCGUUAUAGAAGAGGAUCAGAACAAAUACAUGAGUUCUAAGCCAACCACGGCGGUGGUUGGCGAUGGAUACAGAUCGACGGAGUCGUCCGUAGCGCAGGCUAAAAGAGGCGCAGAACAUGGGAAGCUAUUAUUUGUGAGAGACGACAGGGAGAAAUUCGACUUACAAGACCUCCUCAGAGCAUCCGCCGAAAUCCUGGGCAGUGGCUCAUUCGGCUCUUCCUACAAAGCAACAAUACUCUGUAACGCCGUGGUUGUUAAGCGAUACAAGCAUAUGAACAACGUAGGGAGAGAAGAGUUUCAUGAACACAUGAGACGCCUCGGCCGGUUGACGCAUCCAAAUCUACUCCCCUUGGUUGCUUAUUACUACAGAAAAGAAGAGAAGCUCUUGAUUUCGGAUUUUGUAGAUGAAGGGAGUUUGGCGAGCCAUCUGCACGGCAACCACAACCUGGAGGAGCCAGGGAUUGAUUGGGCUACAAGAUUGAAGAUAAUCAGAGGAAUAGCAAGAGGAAUGUCGUACCUCUACACAUCGCUGCCAAGCAUAGUAGCACCACACGGACAUCUGAAAUCAUCAAAUGUGCUGCUAGACGAGUCGUUAGAGCCUCUGCUUACGGAUUACGGGCUAAUCCCUGUGGCUAAUGUAGAGCAUGGACAGACAUUAAUGAUGGCUUACAAAUCACCCGAAUACGCUCAUCUCGGCCGUAUAAGCAAGAAAACUGACGUAUGGAGCUUCGGAAUUCUGAUACUGGAAAUGCUAACAGGUAGGUUCCCAGAGAACUACCUGACACGAAAUCACGACACGAAAUCAGACCUAGCCACUUGGGUAAACAACAUGAUCAAGGAAAAGAAAACGUCGCUAGUGUUCGAUGCAGAGCUAGGGCGAGCUAGGGAGAGCAACAAAGGCGAGCUGCUGAAGAUGCUGAAGAUUGCGUUGAGUUGCUGCGAGGAAGACGUGGAGAGAAGGCUGGAUUUGAAUCAGGUAGUGGCCCAAAUUGAAGAUCUGAACGACGCUGAUUUGAGCGAUAACGAUGGAGAUAACUUCGCUUCCACAUCUCGCAACUCUCAAAUGCCUGUUUGAUCCAUCCAUUUACCUUCACAAUCCGCUUUCGAUUUGAUUUCAGUAUACCGUACCAUCUUUAUAUUCUACAGAUAGCCACCGGCGCCGUCGCUGACAGCUUGGAUCCAGAUCUCAACUCAAUUCCAGCCUUCCUUAUCAUGUUUAAUUUCAAGGACCUACACAAUGAACAGAUUAAAUUUACUCUCUUCACUCUCUCUCUCCCUCUGUCUCUCUCUCUGUCUCUCUCUCUCGCUCGCCCGCCGCGAGCGUUUUAU